AUGGGCCCCUGUACCGCCUCCUCAUGCUGCUGCCAGGCCCGUAAUCUGCCAUGUGCCCCCGUACCGACUCCUCAUGCUGCUGCCAGGCCCGUAAUCUGUCAUGGGCCCCUGUACCGCCUCCUCAUGCUGCUGCCAGGUCCAGAGUGUGUCAUGGGUCCCUGUACGGCCUCCCAUUGCUGCUGUCUCCAUCGCCACACUCUGCCAUGUGCCACUUUCAGGUCUCCUCACACUGCUGGUGGGUUCCAUUUUGUCAUAGGGUGCUAGCAGAUUACGGGCCUCCCAUUGCUGCUGCUAGGCCCGUAAUCUGCCAUGGGCCCCCGUACAGACUCCUCAUGCUGCUGCCAGGCCCGUAAUCUGUCAUGGGCCCCUGUACCGCCUCCUCAUGCUGCUGCCAG
This is a messenger RNA of Staurois parvus, 395 nucleotides long. The record is from the annotation of a GenBank genome assembly. Lineage: Eukaryota; Metazoa; Chordata; Amphibia; Anura; Ranidae.